AUGGUGUCAACCAAACGCCAGAUGUUGGGCAUCAUUCUGGCCAUGAUUGGGUUUAUCGGAACUGCUGUCGUCUGCGGUUUGCCAAUGUGGAAGAUGUCAGCUUUCAUUGGCUCCAACAUUGUGACUUCCCAGGUGUACUGGGAAGGCUUGUGGAUGGACUGUGUGGCUCAAAGCACAGGCCAGAUGCAGUGUAAGGUCUAUGACUCCCUCCUCGCUCUUCCUCAGGAUCUACAAGCAGCUCGUGCCCUGGUGGUCAUCUCCUUGGUCGUUGGAAUCUUUGGAAUCAUCCUUUCAACAUGUGGCGGGAAGUGUACCAACUUCAUAGAGGACGAAAACUCCAAGGCUAAGGUUGCUAUCACGAGUGGCAUCAUUUUCAUCAUCUCAGGCUUUCUUAUUCUAGUUCCAGUGUGCUGGACCACCGACGUCAUCAUCAGGAAUUUUUACAACCCGACUCUCAUCGAUGCUCAGAGAAGGGAACUGGGAGCUUUGCGCUUGCAGAUGUUGGGUAGUGCCCUCGCCCUACUUGGCUGGGUCGGGGUUAUUCUGAGCUGCAUCAUGCCGAUGUGGCGAGUGACUGCCUUCGUGGGCAUGACCAUCGUCACCUCCGAGAUCAUGUGGGAGGGCAUCUGGAUGACCUGUAUAUUACAGAGCACAGGUUAUCUUCAGUGCAAACCUUACGAAUCCAUGCUGGCACUCGGCACUGACCUGAAGGCUGCUCAGAUCCUCACGGUGGCAUCCAUCUUGACUGGAGCACUAGGCCUCAACCUGGCCUUCAUCGGAGGGAAGUGCACUCGCUUCAUGGACCACAGCGGAGAAGCGAGGAAAGCCCGGGUCGCCACUGCUGCUGGUGUGGUUCUCAUCAUCGCCGGCCUGCUCUGCUUGAUUCCAGUGUCUUGGUCUGCUAUCUACGUGGUCCAGGCAUUUUACAACCCUCUGAUGUUGGAUGCCCAGCGCAGGGAGAUUGGAGCGGCCGUCUACAUCGGCUGUGGUGCUUCCAUGUUGCUGUUCCUAGGUGGGGGCAUGCUCUGUAGCACCUCCUGUGGUCAAAAGCCAGAGUACGAGAGUCCAUCAGUCAAGUACAUGAUCGUACGCUCGUCCCGUGCUGGUUCUACCACUGCAAGUUCACAGCGAGUCUGGAUCACCAAGUCAGCAAUGCAGAAUGGCGCACCAUCAAUGAGGUCUCAGUGGAGUAAUGGAGGACUAACCAAUCAGCAGCAGGAGAGACCGGCUUCAGCAGGAUCCAAGCCCAGCAAGCCUUCAACAACCAAAUCACAACUUGAUUUGGAAAAGUCAGCAUUAGAGUCGGACCAGAGUGAGGGGCCGACAACCCAGAAGUCCCAGAUGUUUCACACUGGCUCUGAUCCAAGCUUGACUCCUUCUGAAACAAAUCCUGAACAGACCUACAUCUGAGUUACACCUGAGGUCAAAAGAUGCACUAAGAAGAUAUUGAAGCACUAAGACUUUGUAGGAUGCAUAUUGGACAUGUUUGGUUCUAGUGUGAGGGGAUAAUCAUGCACUUUGACAUUCUUUAUAACAAGCACUGUGAAUUAAUUCCACAUCUGGAAUUUCGUCUUGAUUUAGCAAUAUUCUGAAAUAAAAUAUACAAAUUAGGAACUAUGUAGUACUGUUUUUGUGCACUAGGCACUUUUUAGAUAACAUUUAAUGCAAUUUUUAUGCAAUGCUGGGAUUGGUGCACAGAGAUGGAUUGCCUUUAACAUGCAAUUUUAGUACAAUUAUUGUGAAUCAUUUAAUUUAUUAUUAUAAUUUAAGUAAUGUACAAAAAGGUAACAACAGACUUCCAACAGAGUCAAUGACUUUUUACUGUUAUUUAGACAACAUUUCAGUCCAUUGCACUGUGAUAGAAAGUAGUGCUCCAUGCAUAGCAGAUGUAGUAAUAAUGAAGUUAGAAUAUGUUAGAAUAUAUUGUAGUUAUUGUUUUUUUGUGUUGUCAAGCCAAAUCAGUUCUGUCUUACUGUAGAUGAAUAAUGGUAAAUAUAAAAUAAAUAUAUAAAUAUAAUAUAAAAUAUAUAAAAUAAAUAAAUAUAAAAUAAAUAUAUAUAUAUCAAUCAGGGAGUGAGUGUAAUGUUGUCUACGCUUUAAAUAAUUAUAUAUAAAAUUAUAUAUUAAUUAUAUAUAUAUAUGUAUAUAAUAGUCACCUUUUUAUUUGUGUUUGAUAUCUGUAAGUUCUUUAGUUGUCAUUUUGUUUACAUAUUACUUUUGAAUUAAGCUCAAGUAGAUACAGUAUAUACCUCAUAAAUGACUUACAAUUCCUGCCUUUACACAGUGUAAUUGUCACUCUGAAAGAAUAAUAAAAUGCUCUCACUGGCCACUGGCUGCUUGAAAUGUUAAGAUGGACAAUAUUUGGACUGAAAAGCCCCUUUGUCUUCAUCCUCUUCUAUUACCCUUUCAUGAUAAGCAGGGCCUCAGGAGUGAAAGAGAGUCGUAGGCCAAACCGGUUCAACAGAGACUGAACUCACGGAAGUGGUUUGCGUUUCGUGUGGAUGUUGAUGAUCCAAAAUGUUUCAGAGUUUCGCUGCAUUGUUUGGGAGUUUAAAACGUGAUGCAUAUUCUUUACUUCUGCAAUUCUGUACUUGUACCUUAAAUAAACCUAUGAAUAUGCUAAAUGUUUCUUGUCUGAAAACAAAACUAAUAAAAUACUUUUAAGCACA
Messenger RNA from Astyanax mexicanus (Mexican tetra), 2669 nucleotides. RefSeq names its product claudin-18-like. The record is from RefSeq and is a predicted model, not a curated record. The transcript is spliced from 2 exons. Lineage: Eukaryota; Metazoa; Chordata; Actinopteri; Characiformes; Acestrorhamphidae. Gene Ontology annotation, cellular component: plasma membrane; bicellular tight junction. Gene Ontology annotation, biological process: cell adhesion; bicellular tight junction assembly. Gene Ontology annotation, molecular function: structural molecule activity. Bases 1 to 1410 code for a protein of 469 amino acids.